Messenger RNA from Neurospora tetrasperma FGSC 2508, 342 nucleotides. RefSeq lists its product as uncharacterized. Bases 1 to 342 code for a protein of 113 amino acids. The transcript has 3 exons. The record is from RefSeq and is a predicted model, not a curated record. NCBI's taxonomy places the organism in Eukaryota, Fungi, Ascomycota, Sordariomycetes, Sordariales, Sordariaceae.
AUGUCUCCCCCUACUUCUCGCCCUCUUCCUCUCCGCCGUACACGGCAAGCAAACAGCCGCACAACGAAACGCAACGGCGGCGAUCAGUUCAGCUUUUCGUCCCGGCUGGCCAAGAGGGAUCGAGACAUCCUCGGAAUGUACAAACCACGACUUGGCCCUCUGAGUCUCGGUCUUUCUCUGGCCGCGCUACUCGCCAGUUUUCUCUGGCCGCGCUACUGCGCCAGUCGAGAGAAGAACCACCGGAUGGUGGUUCUGGGGUAUGUUCCAAUCCUCAUCGUCGCCGUCGAGAAGUGGCCCUCUGAGUUUCGGUCUUUCUCUGGCCGCGCUAUUGUGGCCCUCUGA